This is a messenger RNA of Prunus dulcis (almond), 3174 nucleotides long. Its product is annotated as mediator of RNA polymerase II transcription subunit 15a-like. The transcript has 8 exons. Lineage: Eukaryota; Viridiplantae; Streptophyta; Magnoliopsida; Rosales; Rosaceae. The record is from RefSeq and is a predicted model, not a curated record. Gene Ontology annotation, biological process: regulation of DNA-templated transcription. Gene Ontology annotation, molecular function: chromatin DNA binding; transcription coactivator activity. Bases 205 to 3027 code for a protein of 940 amino acids.
AUUGAUGCUUCGUUUAAAAUAGGAUUUAGUUGCUUCGUUCCAACGCAUCAGUCAAUUCAAUAUUUCUUCACUUGAGUCUUUGUGCCUGAAAACCCCCUUCUUCCCCUGACUUCCGAAUUCGGCAAUUUUUCUUUCAUCUCCCAAAUUCUUCCGCUUCGAGCUGCCAUCUUCAUAAGGAAACGUUUGUUGGGUUCCUUGGAUUUGAUGGAUACCAAUAAUUGGAGGCCUCCUCAAGUUGGAGAGGCCCCCAUGGAUGCAGGCGAUUGGAGGAGUCAACUGCAGCCGGAUUCAAGGCAAAGAAUUGUAAACAAGAUAAUGGAUACAUUGAAGAGGCAUCUCCCUUUCUCUGGUCAUGAGGGAUUACAGGAGCUCAAGAAAAUUGCUGUAAGGUUUGAGGAAAAGAUUUAUACUGCUGCCACAAGCCAGUCAGAUUACCUACGGAAGAUUAGUCUGAAGAUGCUAACAAUGGAGACCAAGUCUCAGAACACAAUGGCCAAUUCUUUACAAUCGAACUCUGCUGGUAAUAGCAACAGACCCCCUGAUCCAGGGUCUUUUGGUAUGCAACCCCAAGUCCCCAAUCAAGGGCAAUCACUCUCUAUGCCGUUCCCAGCUAAUCAACCUCAGCCACAUCAACAACUCUUAUCACAGAACAUUCAGAAUAACAUUCCAGCUGCUGGAGUUCAAAGUUCUGCUGGCUUAUCAUUUGCUCUACCUCCUUCAUCCGGUUUAACCCAGACUCCUAUUCCAAGUAUUGUUGUGCAAAAUCAAAACAUGCAGAAUAUGGGCCAGGGGGUACCCUCCAAUAUGUUUGCUACUUCUCAAAGGCAAUUGCCAGGAAGGCAACAGGUAGUUCCACAACAGCAGCAGCAGCAGCAGCAGCAAUCCCAGAAUUCCCAGCAGUAUAUGUACCAUCAACAGUUGCAACAUCUGCUUUUGAAGCCCAAAUAUCAGCAGGGAAAUAUCCCACAACUUGUCCAACAACAGCAACAGCAGCAACAGCAGCCGAACCUAUUACAACCAACUCAGUUGCAGUCUUCUCAGCAACCUGUUAUGCAAACAUCAUCUGUUAUUCAACCUUCUGUGGUGCAAUCAUCUCUCUCUAGUCUUCAGCAGAAUCAACAAUCUGCAAUUCAACAGUCAACACCAUCUAUGCUUCAGCAGCAUCCACAGUCAGUUCUCAGACAGCCUCAACAACAACAGGCCUCUGUUGUUCACCAACAGCAAACAUCAAUGCCACAACAGCCAAUAUUACCCCCACAGCAGCAACAGCAGCAGCUUAUGGUGCAACAGUCAAAUGCUACGAGCUUGUCGCAGAAUCAGCUAAUCGGACAACAAAACAAUGUUGGGGAUAUGCAGCAGCAACAGCAACAACAGAGGUUACUGAGCCAGCAGAAUAACAUUUUAAACCUUCAACAACAGCAGCAGCAGCAGCAGCAGCAACAACAACAGCAGCAGCAGUUAAUGGCUCAGCAAAGCAACCUUUCAAAUAUGCAUCAGCCACAGUUGGGCCCUCAGAGUAAUGUUACUGGGUUACAGCAACAGCAGCACCUUGGAACUCAAAGUGGUAACUCAAGCAUGCAAACUAAUCAGCACUCUGUACACUUGUUGCAACAAUCCAAGGUUCAAGGACAGCAACAACAACAUCAGAGUUCAUCUAACUUGUUACCCCCUCAAGGACAGCAGUCACAACCUCAGGCAUCACAGCAACAAUUGUUGUCACAGAUUCAGUCGCAGCCUCCACAGAUGCAGCAAUUGGGUUUGCAACAGCAGUCAAAUCCGCUGCAACGAGAUAUGCAGCAAAGACUUCAAGCCUCAGGUCAGGUUCCUGGAACCAUGCUGCAACCACAAAACGUAAUGGAUCAGCAAAAGCAGUUAUAUCAAUCUCAAAGACCCCUUCCUGAGACAUCAUCGACAUCUCUAGAUUCCACUGCCCAGACUGGACAUGCAACUGGGGGUGAUUGGCAAGAGGAGGUCUUUCAAAAAAUCAAAGUCAUGAAGGAGAUGUACUUACCCGAACUAAGUGAAAUGUAUCAGAAAAUUGCUACUAAACUUCAGCAGCAUGAUUCUCUUCCACAACAACCAAAAUUAGAGCAGCUUGACAAACUGAAAAUGUUCAGGACCAUGUUAGAGCGCCUCAUAUCAGUCUUACAGAUUUCCAAAAGUAGCAUUUCACCUGGUUUGAAGGACAAGUUGCUUUUAUACGAAAAGCAGAUAGUAAAUUUUAUUAAUACAAAUAGACCUAGGAAGCCAGUUUCUUCUCUGCAGCAAGGGCAGCUCCCCCCACCCCAUAUGCACUCCAUGCAGCAGUCACAAUCUCAAAUUACUCAAGUGCAAUCUCAUGAAAAUCAAAUGAACCCACAGUUGCAAUCAAUGAACUUGCAAGGUUCUGUGGCAACAAUGCCGCAGAGCAAUAUGACAAGCUUGCAGCCAAGUUCUAUGUCGGCUUUAUCUGGUGUUUCAACAGCACAGCAGAACAUGAUGAAUUCAUUGCCACCUAGUUCCAGCAUGGAUUCAGGACAAGGGAAUGCACUGAACUCAUUGCAGCAGGUUCCUGUGGGAAGUAACCAACAAACUCCUGUAAGUGCUCCCCAACAAGCAAAUAUGAAUGCCUUGUCAUCACAGAGUGGGGUUAAUAUGCUACAGGCAAACAUGAAUUCCAUUCAGUCAAAUUCUGGUAUGCUUCAACACCAGCAUUUGAAACAACAGCAGGAACAUCAAAUGUUUCAGAAUCAACUCAAGCAACAAUUUCAACAUCGACAGAUGCAGCAGCUAUUGAUGCAGAAGCAGCAGCUGCAGCAGUUACAACUGCAAGCAGAGCAGCAGCUUCCAGCACAGUUGCAGGCGCACCAACAGCAAAUGCCACAGCUUCAUCAGAUGAAUGAUGUAAAUGACUUGAAGAUGAGACAGGGGAUGGGUGUAAAGCCAGGGGUUUUUCAGCAACAUCUCUCUUUAGAUAGUUGGUUUGUGAUGCAAACAGGCUUUUUAGUUGUAUGUUUGCUUUUGUGGUGCUACACUUUUUUUGGAUGACUUCUGGAGAAAUAUAUUUUGUUAUGCCUGCUCGAUGUAUGGGUCUAGAUUCCAUGAAAAUAAUCGAACUUUGGAAUGUUAUCUUCUCCGUAUGUGACUUCUUUUAUUACAAUAUACAUGGAUGCACAAUGGACUUAGUCAACAGAA